This is a messenger RNA of Ramularia collo-cygni, 693 nucleotides long. RefSeq lists its product as uncharacterized. Bases 1 to 693 code for a protein of 230 amino acids. Gene Ontology annotation, cellular component: cytoplasm. The record is from RefSeq and is a predicted model, not a curated record. Gene Ontology annotation, molecular function: phosphatase activity. The transcript is spliced from 3 exons. Lineage: Eukaryota; Fungi; Ascomycota; Dothideomycetes; Mycosphaerellales; Mycosphaerellaceae.
AUGGCGCCCAACUCACGUAUCAUCCUCACCCGACACGCACAAGCAGAACAUAAUGUCGGCUAUGACUGGUCAAUACACGAUGCCCCUUUGACCCCUCUUGGGCGUAAACAGGCCGCUUCCCUUGUUCAUCAGAUCCCCACGUCCCUUCAAAAUGAGGUUGAGCUCGUCGUGACCUCGCCAUUGAAGCGAACUCUGCAGACCACCAAACUUGGCUGGGCGCCAACCAUCGAACGUCUGGGGAUCAAGAACGUACUGUGCAUUCCCGAAGCCCAGGAAUGUAAUAACUAUCCCUGCGAUACGGGUUCAUCCCGCGAGGUGUUGGAGCAGGAUCCAGAGUUCGCAGACUUUGAUCUGUCUCGCCUCACUCCCGACUGGACGAGCAAGCAAGGCUUCUACGCCGAUUCCCGAGAUGAUGCUCUCCCAAAGCGAGCGCAUUGGGUCCGGAGGUUCCUUUUGGAGCGUCCAGAAAAAGUGAUCGUUCUUGUCGCUCACGGCGACAUUCUACGACAGAUCACUGCCACUGCGCGUGGGGAAGGGAAUCACGGCUGGCUCAACGCCGAGGCCAGAGAGUAUGUCUUUGAUCCCGACACACUCGACGGUGACUGCUUCUUACGCCAGGAGCAAGACAUUGCUGUGGCCGGUGGGUAUGCGCCAACUUCGACAGAGGCAGACAUUGUGACGGGGAAUUUGUGA